CUUUGAUAAAAUACACACCUUCGUGGAUUCAAACCCGGUGUUAUUGCCAGGGCCAUACAGUUUAGAGCAUUUUAUUAUUUUAUUUUUAUUUCCUUUUGUUUGGCGGGUAAGGCCCUCUGUUUAGAACCAGGAGGGGGGCCAUGUUGUUAGUGUAGUAACCGAGCAGCAAUGGCUGGCCCCGGUGCUUUUAAUGAGUUUGUGUUUCUGUUAGAGCUGCUCAGCGGAUUGUGUUGAAAGCUAAAGAUCUGUCUAUUUUAUAUUUUUCCAUAAAAAAUAAAGCAAGCAAUAGUAAUAUACGUUUUAUUCUAAAUGUUUUAUUGAUGCUUUUUAUCACAUUUUAUUUUGUUUUUAGAUACGGUAUUUAUUGAACUGAAGGUUUUUACGUGGAAUGAGCGUUCCAUGUGUCAUCCUAGGCAUGAAUGAAGUGGCCUGGCAGAAGACCCGCGGAGCAAUGAUGCAUGCAAAUGGUGCUCAGGAUGUUGGUGUAGUAGGACUGGGGGUCCCUAUGGUGGGGACUCCUGUUGGUGCCGGGGGAGGACCAGGUCCGGGGGGUCCCCCUCCACAAGCACUUGGUGGUGGCUCCAAUCCACAUGUCCUUCAUACUGCAGUAACAGGUGCACCUGGUGCUCAGCCGCCUCUCAGUGGACGCUCACAGGACGAUGCUGCAGUUGGCUACUUUUUUCAACGGCAAGCAGGGGAGCAGCCUGGAGGAUACUCCAGCAAGCACCGCUGGCCCACGGGAGACAGCAUCCACGUAGACCAGGUGCGACCUGUGGAUGAAAUGAAUCAUGACUUUCAAGCUCUUGCACUGGAAUCUAGAGGAAUGGGAGAGCUCUUGCCUGCUAAAAAGUUCUGGGAAUCAGAUGAGUCUGCUAAAGAGGGACAAAAAGGGAUGUUCUUGGGAGAUGAAUGGCGAGAAAAUGCAUGGGGAGCAUCACAUCAUUCCGUAUCACAGCCCAUCAUGGUGCAUAGGCGGCCUGGCCAGGGAUUCCAUGUCAACAGUGAAGUGAACUCUGUCCUUUCUCCUCGGUCUGAAAGUGGGGGCCUCGGAGUCAGCAUGGUGGAAUACGUCCUUAGCUCCUCACCAGGGGACAAACUGGAUCCCCGCUACAGGAAAGGGCCGUUUGGGGCUGGAGAUGCCGAGUCAGGGGGCAAUGAGAAGGGUGAUCAAAAAGGCAAUUCAUCACUUUAUGAGGAGGACAAAAGCAGAGAGAUGAAACAAGGAGAUGAUGUUCCUAAAGCAAAUGGACGGGGACUGCCAAAUGGAAUGGAUGCUGACUGUAAAGAAUUUAACCGGACUCCUGGGAGCCGCCAAGCCUCUCCAACUGAAGUUGCAGAGCACCUGGGUCCCAACCAGAACAGUUGUGAAGUGAUCGGCCACCAUCCCAACCUUGCAUCCAAUAAGCCACCAUUGGAGGAGUUCCAGAACACAGAGACACAAAACAUGGACUCCAUGGAACAAGUCGGACUUGAGUCUUUACAGUUUGAUUACACGGGCAGCCAAGUGCAAAUUGACUCAUCUGGAGCACCUGUAGGACUUUUUGACUACAACUCUCAGCAACAGCUUUUCCAACGGCCCAAUGCACUGACGGUUCAGCAGUUGACUGCAGCACAACAGCAGCAGUAUGCACUGGCUGCAGCUCAGCAGCAACAUCUAGCUGGUGUAUUUUCAGCAGGCCUUGCUCCAGCUGCCUUUAUGCCAAACCCAUAUAUAAUCAGCACGGCUCCUCCAGGCACUGACCCCUACACCGCAGCAGGACUUGCAGCAGCCGCCACACUAGCAGGCCCUACUGUUGUCCCCCCUCAGUAUUAUGGUGUUCCAUGGGGGGUGUAUCCUGCCAAUUUGUUCCAACAGCAAGCAGCAGCAGCUGCAGCUGCUAAUAACUCUGCUAACCAGCAGACAGCUAACCAGGGCCAGGGACAACAACAGAUUAUGCGCGCAGGAAACAAUCAGCGACCUCUAACUCCAAACCAGGGUCCGCAGAACCAGCAGGCAGAAUCCCUGGCAGCAGCAGCAAACCCAGCGCUAGCUUUUAGUCAAGGACUGGCCACAGGGAUACCAGACCAAGCCUUGAUGCCACAGAUGUUGCAACAAAAUGUAUAUGGCUAUCAAAUAGCAGGUUGGAAUCUAAGAAAACAACAAGGCUAUCAGGUGUUAGCCCCAGCUGCCUAUUACGAUCAGAUGGGUGCCUUGGUGGUUGGCCCUGGAGCACGGCCUGGAUUAAAUGGACCUGUUAGACUGAUGACUUCUACACCUGUAUUAAUCAGCCCAGCAGCGGCUCAAGCUGGCUCAGCACCUGGAACUGCGAACAAUCUCGGAGGAGCUGCCAAUGGUCUCUUCCGCCCCAUCAGCUCUCAGCAGCAGCAACAACAGCAGCAGCAGCAGCAGCAGCAGCAACAGCAACAGCCCAACAGUAACAUGCAGUCCAACUCAUUCUAUGGCAACAACUCUCUAUCCAACAUCUCCCAGAGCAGCUCCCUGUUCUCCCAUGGCCCCGGCCAGCCAGGAAAUACAUCGCUUGGCUUUGGAAGUAGCAAUUCUCUUGGAGCAGCUAUCGGCUCAGCAUUGGGUGGCUUUGGAUCAGCAGUCGGCAGUUCUGCCAGUAACAGUGCCUCCAGGAGAGAUUCCUUGUCUACCAGUUCUGAUUUGUACAAGAGAUCCAACAGCAGUCUAGCUCCAAUAGGUCAGCCAUUUUACAACAGCUUGGGAUUCUCGUCCUCUCCAAGUCCGAUCGGCAUGCCUCUGCCCAGUCAGACUCCAGCACACUCCUUGACACCACCACCAUCUCUCUCAUCUCACGGGUCUUCGUCUAGCUUACAUCUGGUUUUCAGCAACUCCAGCUCAGGAGGCCUGACAAACGGCAGUGGCCGAUACAUCUCGGCAGCGCCUGGGGCAGAAGCGAAGUACCGCAGUGCCACCAGUACAUCUAGUCUGUUCAGCUCCAGCAGCCAGCUCUUCCCUCCGUCCCGGCUUCGCUACAGCAGAUCUGACAUCAUGCCUUCUGGUCGCAGUAGGCUCUUGGAAGAUUUCAGAAACAAUCGCUUCCCGAACCUUCAGCUGAGAGAUCUAAUCGGCCAUAUAGUGGAGUUUUCUCAAGACCAGCAUGGUUCAAGGUUUAUCCAGCAGAAGUUAGAGCGAGCCACCCCUGCAGAACGUCAGAUGGUCUUCAGUGAAAUCCUUCAAGCAGCAUACCAGUUGAUGACUGAUGUAUUUGGAAACUAUGUAAUACAGAAGUUCUUUGAGUUUGGAAGCAUGGAUCAGAAGCUAGCCCUGGCUACCAGAAUCAGAGGCCACGUCCUCCCAUUGGCCCUGCAGAUGUAUGGCUGCCGCGUCAUUCAGAAAGCUCUGGAGUCCAUUUCAUCAGACCAUCAGGUAAUUAGUGACAUGGUCAGAGAGCUGGAUGGACAUGUCCUAAAGUGUGUAAAAGACCAGAAUGGAAACCAUGUAGUACAGAAGUGUAUUGAAUGUGUGCAACCUCAGGCUCUACAGUUCAUCAUCGAUGCUUUUAAGGGCCAGGUGUUUGUGCUUUCGACUCACCCUUAUGGCUGCCGAGUGAUUCAGCGCAUCCUGGAACACUGUACCCCAGAGCAGACCAUGCCCAUCCUGGAGGAGCUCCAUCAUCACACUGAGCAGCUUGUGCAGGAUCAAUAUGGCAAUUAUGUCAUUCAGCAUGUUCUAGAGCAUGGGCGCCCCGAAGACAAAAGUAAAAUGGUUGCUGAGAUCAGAGGCAAAGUGUUGGCCUUGAGCCAACACAAAUUUGCCAGCAAUGUGGUGGAGAAGUGUGUGACCCACUCAUCCCGCUCAGAGAGGGCUCUGCUAAUCGAUGAGGUUUGCUGUCAGAACGAUGGCCCCCACAGUGCCUUGUACACCAUGAUGAAGGACCAAUAUGCCAACUACGUAGUGCAGAAGAUGAUUGACAUGGCAGAGCCAGCCCAGCGCAAGAUAAUCAUGCACAAGGUAGGGAUUAAUUAUAUACGUCCUCACGUUGCAACAUUGCGCAAAUACACCUAUGGAAAACACAUCUUGGCCAAACUGGAGAAGUAUUACAUGAAGAACAGCACUGACUUGGGGCCAAUUGGAGGACCAACUAAUGGACUGAUUUAGGAUAUGAACAAGAAAUUGAUGCAGCCCCUUCAGAUGUUUUGAUGCUUUCAACCAAUUCAGUUGAAUUACCAAAAAUGCAACUUAACCUAAGAAUGCUUUGAUUACUUCUGAUUAUAAACUUGUCAUUUUCCGGUAUAUGGCUACACUUCCCCCACACUGCCAGCGAUUUAUCAGAUUGCUAUGCUGGGUAGAGCACAGAAUGCGUGUAUAUGCUGUAAUUGUAUCAAACUAGUUGUCACAUAUUUUGUACAUUUUUACCUUGUAAAUUAACUGUAAAAAUGUGGGUAGUUUUUGAGAAAACAAAUGAAUAUUCUUACAGUACACCAGCAUGUGACUUGAUAAGUCUGCCGGCAUUACAGCACAACAGAAAAACCUUAAUUUAUACUCCUCUCUCAUUGCCAAUACCGUUAGAGAUUACCGGUGGGUAAAAUGGAAAUUGUGUAUACAGAAGAAAAGGUUAAGUUGUAUUUUGGUAGUUCAUAUUUUGUAACUUUUUUACAACAACAAAAAUACUAAAACUUUGUGCAAGUUUUUUAAAAUGUAAUUUCUGUCGCUUCAUAUGAAAUUUCAAUCUUUAAUGUUUUGAGAUGAACACUGCCCUGCAUUUUCUCCUCAAAAACAAACCCAGUGAUGUAUAGAAGCAUUGUAUAUAUUUAACCUUUGCACAAGGUGGAAGGAGGGGGGAGUCAUGAUGGUACUUCCAUACCUAAAGUAAGAGUCUGAAAAGUAUGGAGGGUAUUUUUAUUUUUAAAGCAGCUUUUUGGCAUGUUUAGCAGUUUGAAAAAGAGCUGACGAUUUCUUCUUUCUUCAUAGAUUUGUAAGAAAGUUUGUGACGAUGUUGAUGGUUUUAUUUCGGCUUUAAAACAUUAACUGCAGUCUUGGGCAGAGAAUUAACAGGGAGCCAUCAAAGGGUAAACUUAAUCGCUCAUUAUAAAGCAUGCAUAAAUACCAAUGGACACCAAUGUCCAAUAGCCUAUUGUUUUUUUUUUUCUUCAUAUAAAUAUAUAGUGUAAAAGUCUAGUUAAAUAUAUAGGUGUUUGUUUACAGUUUUGAAUUUUGAAAUAAUUAAUCUUUUUUCAGUGUUAAUCACAAUACUUACUUUGCUUGUACAGUUGUAUAUUUGUAAACCUUGAUGCUGUAAAUGUAAUGUCUUUUACCCUUCUGAAAAAAAAGAAAAACUUUGCAUUUUAGUAUAUUCACAACCCUACACCUUGCCCUGGCAUAUAGUGUUGUAUAAUGUACAUUUAUUUCUUUGGAUCAAGAUUGAUUUUUUUUUUUUUUUUUUUUUUUAAAUUCAGUCUGUAUAUGGCUUUAAAAAAUGUUUAUCUAUUGUUAGAAACAGUAGUUUUUGUUUAUACCUGUAGCUGUUGGAAUAUACUGUCAAUAUGGUCAUUUUGACAAGAAGUAUACACUUCUUCCAGUACAUUGUGCUUAGAAUUGAAAGGUCUGGACAGGCGUUUAGUUACCAUGGAAACCAAUACUCUCCAUCUUGUGUGACAGGAUUUUAUCUUUGUACAGAAGAGAACUGUAUUUUGGAAAUGUCUGCUAACUUGUAAGUGAAAGUAUGUAUGAUAUUGUCAGUUAUAUUCAUAUGAACAUAUGAGGUUGUAACACUAACAAAGAUGAUGUACAUUUAUAGGCGGCAUUAUGUACAUUUACAGACAACAUUGUUUUGGUUUUUUGCAGGCAGAAUUGUGACCAGAUAUGUAUAAUUAAACAAUCCUUUGUAACCUAUGCCUCUGGAUAUAUUUUAAAAACAGUAUUUGUAUAUUCAGUUUCUGAAAGAUUUAGGAGUGUGUUUUGUAUUUCGCUGACUUUCAGAAGUUAGCUUUUUUUUGUAUAGAUGACAAACUUCCAAACCUUUUGAAUGUGAUCAGAGUCUUUUGGUGUGUAAGCCCUUGGAUAUGAUGUCCUUGGCACUGACAAGGUGAAAAGUUGUUUUUAUUAGGGCUGUGCAGAAAAAUUUACAUUCAUUCAGUUUAUGAAUGUAAAAAAGAUUAGCUUUUGAAAAUUAGUAAGAAUUGAGUCCUUCUGCCUUAAAUGUAAUUUUAGAGGCCUAUCAUUUAUAACCUUAUUCAGCUUUAACCCUUGCGUCCUGGAUAUAGUGCAGGUGUGGCUGAUCAUGCUGCUUCCUGUAGAAAACAGGAUAUUGUUUUCAUAGUUUUUACUUUAUUUUUUGUUAAUAUUCCCCUUCUACUAAAACAAAAGAUGCAGUAAAUACAGGUUUUUGUAAUUUCCUGGCUAUUUUGUACUUGUGAAGCAGCACAGCCCUAGUUUCCAUGGCAACUAUUUGCUGUUAAAGGGGGUCAUUUUGUGAGAGUGAAGCACUCUGGUUUUCAGUUUGCAGCACAGGAGUCAUGGUGGUACUGAUCAGGAAAUAUAUAUUUUUUUUUUUUGUGGGGGGGAAUAAUAAUCAUGUUAAAUUGUGACAAAACCACUAAGCUUUCUGCUGAUGUUUCCUUUGAGACGGAUGGUUUAUGGACCACUAUUUGCCUUUUCUGUUUGAUCAAGUCUGCCACCAGACUCCUUGGCAGUUCUAAUGGAGUAUUGUCAUUCAAUAUUUGUAUAUGCUGUAUAAACAAAAAAAAGAAAUAUGUGAAUAACAUUGUAUGAAAUAAACUUUGUGUAGGA
This is a messenger RNA of Acipenser ruthenus (sterlet), 6736 nucleotides long. Its product is annotated as pumilio homolog 2-like. The coding region runs from base 389 to 4105 and encodes 1238 amino acids. Gene Ontology annotation, cellular component: cytoplasm; cytosol. Gene Ontology annotation, biological process: regulation of mRNA stability; miRNA processing. Lineage: Eukaryota; Metazoa; Chordata; Actinopteri; Acipenseriformes; Acipenseridae. The record is from RefSeq and is a predicted model, not a curated record. The transcript has 24 exons. Gene Ontology annotation, molecular function: mRNA 3'-UTR binding.